Columba livia (rock pigeon) is the source of this 14637-nucleotide messenger RNA. RefSeq lists its product as uncharacterized. The record is from RefSeq and is a predicted model, not a curated record. The transcript has 22 exons. Bases 11415 to 13544 code for a protein of 709 amino acids. NCBI's taxonomy places the organism in Eukaryota, Metazoa, Chordata, Aves, Columbiformes, Columbidae.
GCACUGAAUUUCUGCACAUGGAUGGGCUGCGCAGAGACAGGGGAGAUGGUAACACAGUCUGGGGUGAGAGAAGCCAAUGACAACGAUGGUGAAUUGAUCCACCCGUGCACCUUUUGCAGCAUAUUGGAAUUACUGACAUGUCCAACCUGGGUGUGCUCAGCAUCUGCAGGGCUCUUCUCAGAUGAGCUCAUCAGAGUUUACAGGCAAAUAUACGAAAAACAUUUGCAGGACACCUGCUCCCACACCCUCACACCUGGAGACCUUCUGCCUUCACCUCUUUGAAUGAUGGGCUGCGCUCACUCAUCGCCGCUGGAACCUGGCCCUGCUCCUCCGGACCCUUCAUCACUCCCGGCCAGGUGGGGUCCUCCUGCGUUUUAAGCAGAUGAGAGCACCCUACAGUUGGACUCGUUCAUCUUAAAGGUCUUUUCCAACCAAAACAAUUCUAUGAUUUCAUGGCCAUACUAGCACGGUGUGCGCCUGCCCCGAGCAGCUGCUGGUACCGGCUCUGCUGGCACACGCUCAUGAAAAAUUCCUUCCCAAAAAGGGCUGUGGGGCAUUGGAACAGGCUGCCCAGGGCAGUGCUGGAGUCACCAUCCCUGGAGGGUUGGACAGACAGAGAUGAGGUUCUCAGGGACAUAGGGCACUGCCAGGUGUGGGGUGAUGGUUGGACUCAGUGAUCUUGAGGGUCUUUUCCAACCAAAACGAUUCUAUGAUUCUGUAAUACUAAGAUCUGACACACAAAGGGACAUGUGCCCACACACAGCCCCGGGAUGGCAGUGGGCAAUGUUAUUAGGAAGAAGAGAAUAGGACAGCAGUAUUGUCACUGGAUUUCCAAGCCUGGAAAUAAUUUUGAAAAAAUUGACUUUUUUUUUUAACAGGAGCAUUUAAUCUUUUUUUUUUUUUAUCAUGUCCACAUCACCUUUUAUCAUGAGUGAAACUCCAGCUGUUUUUUGUCCUUGUUUUGUGGCUUCGUGAAGACAUAAAUCUACAGAUCUUGGUUCCUGUGUGUCCUUAGGGGACUCCUAGAGAUAUCAGUGUGCUCCAGUGAAAAUGGCUGUUCGCUCUCCAGCUCCGGUGCUUUACAGCCCACCAGAACAAACCCACCAGAACAAACCCCACUUGUCUACCCUCUGGUCCAAAGUCCCCGAGUUCAGAGACGUGAGGACACACCAGAUGGGCCAGCACGGCCUGGUGAUGGGAGCCAGGCUGGAGAAAGGUCCUGGAUGGAGAUGGCUGAUUUGCUACUUUGAACUUGUUGAGCUUUUUUUAUUGCUAAUUUGUGUGGUAGGGCAAGAGGCGUGUGAGCAUCUUCCUGUCCGUGGGCUGCAGAAUGGAGGUGACUCUUCCAAAGGCCACCACCAAGCAGCUGGGAGAGAGCAGGGCUGUGAAACAGCCUGGCAGGAGGUCUUGAAAUUGCUCGAUGUCUCUGUGCUGAAAAGCAAUACCUGCUGAGAUUAAACCCUUUGGCCUCCUUCUCCCUGUCUCCAAGGCAAACAUAGACAGUUCUAUUCAUACCCACAAGAAAUACAUAUUUCAGCAUUCUCUUCUUUUUGUGUGUGCUUUGUUUUAUCUAGCGCCAUGGAGCUUGGAUGUCUUUUUCAUCUCAUAUUGUGCUUUUGGAUGCAGCCGCUUUUAUUCAGCCCUCUUGCUGCCUUCAUAAAGAAUAACAGCGGCUGCUGUUGUUCUUUCCCCUGGAGCUUGGGCUGCUGUAAACCAAAGGGAAACUUUCUUGCUGGAAGAGGGAGAGGGCAGGCGGGACGCUGCCAUAUCCAUUUCCACACGAGAGCUGCAGCCCUGCUCAGGCCUACAUGGAGAGCAACAAAUUGCCCUAUAAAAAUUCUUUUUGUGACUUAUUCUAAGGAGACAGGCCCAACUUGUAAACUUGGGACUAAGAUCUCCUACUUCUGAAAUGGACAGCAAAGUCCAAGAUAGAAGCUGUGGCACUGAAAUCUAAUGGGAGUCUUCAGAUUCUGUCUCUCUCCCUCCCUAAAUCGGCAUCUGAAACCUCCUUUUCCUGGCUGUGGAAAGCCCAUUUUGUGGGCUUAGCUAAGCCCUCGUCUCACACGGCCUCUCAGCAACUGUCACAAAGGAGAAAGCCUUGCAUUUCUCCUUGUCUUGCAGUUAAAGAGGGACAGGAGCUGCUGGCCCCAGUGAUCCAGCCUCACCUGCAUCUUCCCAUGAAGUUAAUUUGGGGUGAGGAUGGGAGUGGCUGCCUUUCCAUAUCCAGGUUGAAGUCACACUAGAUGGGCACCCAAGAUGCACAAGCCUGUCCUGAGGUAUCAUCCAUCCAGCUGUCAAUGUCUGUGCUGCUCACAUCUGCGCUUCCCCCUGCUGAUGCCAUGAGCUCCAUGGUGCGGCCCACAGACAAGUAGAGCCGUGGUUUCAGCUCCGCAGGUCACCAGCUGCUGAUAAAUCACUUUUCUGGAGGUCAAUUGCUUCCUGUUUGCCAUUCAAAAUGCCUGAGCUGCCAGCAUGGACCGGCUCUGCUGGACACCGGCGAGAGGCCCCGUCCAUGGCCAGGAUUGAGACACUCUGAAAAACAGUAAGAAAAUAAGGAUCCCACAUUCAGACCAAGAGAAGGGAAAGGCUGGGGGUCACCUGGCACUCCUUCUUCCCAUUCUUUCCUGCUUCAGCCUUGCUGUGUGCCUGGAGGGAGACAAUGUUCAGGACAGUGUGUGUUUGGGGCUGUCUAAGAUGCAAUGGAUGCAUAAGUCUGAAUUAUAUAGGAUCCUCUCAUUAUUGCCACCUUAAAUAUACAUUUCCUCAUGCAGAAACCUUUCAGCCCUUGUUCCCAACCAUCCAGCUUGAAUUAUCUCCCAAACCAAGUGCUACAAACUGCACCAUACGUUCCCUGUCAGGCCUGUUUACCAUGGUGGUUUCCAAAGACCAUGAGUGAUGCCGGAAGAACAUCUUGUGGUGAUAUGUCGCCCUUGGACCCUGAGUUGUGAAUUGGGGUUUUAAGGCAUUUGAAAUCUAUAUCUGAAAUGUGAGACUUGUUGUCAUGCUCUGACCUGAGAGAUGUUUUAAACCAGGGUGGCUGCAUGAGUUAACCAGAGCAGCACCCAAAAACACCCUUCCAACCUCUAAGAUCUGCCCCUUCAUGCCCAGGUAAAUACCAAAACCUUGGGUUUUUUUGAAGCGGAUUGGCCUCCCUUUGCCUUCGGCUGCAUGUCUGCCCAAAAGUGGGACUGAGGCUGCUCCGACUCUUGUUUUCUGGUUGCAAAGGGCCAGGUGAGGGAUGGCCGGUACCAUCCCGGCUAACGGAGCUGAAAAUCUGACCCCUGGGAUGGAGGAGAUGGAAUGGGCAGUGUUGGGAACAGCAUCUCUUCGGCCUCAUCCGUCUCUUCAGCUGCUCAGCCCACCGAAGACAAAUGAACUGGAGGAAGCGUUUCCUCUGCUGAAGGCUCACACCCGGGAGGUUGCUCUUCACAGCAGAGGUCAAGAGUUGAAAAGUGAAGAAGAAAGGAAAACAGAUAGGAAGAUCCAUCUUCCCUUAGAAAACCCCCAGAGCGGGGGGCAUUUGGAAGUCAUUUUUCACUGCGCUGAGAGCUGUUUCUGGCCCUUCAGCAGACAAUUCUCUUCUCAAACAUCACAGUUUGGAACGGGGGAAGCACUUUCCCUCCAUCCUCAUGGGUUCGGGAAAAGGAACAUUAUCCUGGGUGCAAGACCUUCCUCCAAGGCCAAGAUUUGGGCUUUGCUACAAGGUGGAGCCCAUGGCACAUGAAAAAUUGCUCUGUUCCUCAGCAUGCAAACAUUUGAAAUGCAUUAGGGCUGAGAUGCAAAAAGGAAUGAGUGGCUUGGAUUUGCAGGAAUUAACACACAGCUUAAGAGGAAUGGCUUUUAAGGGAGAAAACCCAUGCAGCAAGAAGAAGGAGAAAUUCAGCAUGGUUAAAGGAAAUCUGAACAAAAUUCCUUUCUGGAAAGAAUUCAAGAAAAUUAUUUUCCCUCUGUAUUUCUGUCUGUCUUCUUCUGGCUUAUAAAAACACCUUGGCUCAGAUAUUACAUCAACCCUGCCUUUUAUUAAAAACCCCUGUUCCGGUUUUACAGAUUCCAUGCUGUUACAAGAAAGUAAAAUUUUAUGACCAGAAGCUGAAAUUAGGAAGGAAACUUUGUUGUUGUUGUUGUUGUCGUGGGUUGGAUUUUGUGGGUAGUCAUGAGGGUUUGUUUACUUUUGCUUUUUCUAACGCGCAGCCAAUGUCUCCGGGUCUCUGUACUCUGGGAUUUUUGGGAGAUGCUUGUUCCAAACAGGUGCUGAUGUGGGGGGAGCAGAGCCCUGGAUGGAGCAAGGCGAUGGGUGCCAACUUCCCUCCGAUGCCUUUGAGGGUUUUCAUGGCUAUUUCAGAAUGGGAUAUAUGCAUGGGAGAGCAAAUGCAUUUCAUCGCAUAGGACAGGUCCUGGGUAUUCGGCCUGGAACAGUCUCGUGAUGUGAGCAACGUCUCUGUACAAAAGCACAAGCUUGUCCCUCCUCUCAGCCUCCCCCUCAAAUCCAGAUCGGAUGGAUGGUGGUUUCGCUGGAACUUGUGUUCAACACCAGCUGCUUGUUGGCUGGGUAGUGCCCGCGGACUUUUGUUUUUUGCCAUCUCUCACUUUACAUGUGAUACUUGGGGUUUUCCAUUAAUUCCUCCCUCCCCUGCUAAAAAAAAAAUAGAUGGAAAAGCAAAAAAUGUUUUAAAAAGGUCCUUCCUUGUUGGGUGAGCUAUAGUGAGCCUUAGCAGUUACUACAUCUGGAGGUGUUGCAUGGAGUUAGAUGGAAGUUAUAGAUAUGAAUUACAGUUUUGGCUUCUUGUGGGACCUGGGCAAGGCAGUUUUGCAUCUCCAGGAUCCGUCCCUGCAGCCUCUGUUGCUCCCCAGCCCUUGGGACAGAUUCAGAGACCCCUGGGCUUGUGGGAACAGCAACAUGGGGCCACCCAAGCCAGCCUGGGGACCUCUCCCUGCACAGUUUCUGCUGCAGCACCCGGGGAUGGAGCAGCCAGAGGACAUCUCAGGGGACUUAGGCCAUGGAGCUCCUUUCCCCGCACUGGGAGCAGAGCUGGGCUCCUGCCCAGAGACACCAGCCAUGGUGGGAUGGGGGAUGUAGGUCAAGCCCCACAGCCCCUCCGUUUCCUUCCAGCCCAACCGUGUGUGCAACCUACUCGGGCCCUUGGAAGAUUUACGGAGCAGCCGUAAGUAUUUCACCAGCUCUUUAUUAAUAAUGCAGCAAUAAAAAAGGUGCAGCCUUUCUUUUCCAAGGACUCGCAGAGCCCUUAGUAAUCCAAGGAGGGAUUUGGCUCCCCCCAAUAGAUAGUUUUCUGGUGGCCACGCUUUACAGCCCCUUUGUUCGAGCGGGGCUGAUCCCCCAUCAUCAAAGUGCGAAUUGAGGCUCUGUGAUGGGCUCGUCCAUAAAUCUCUCCCCUCUAAUCCUUUCCUUUCUACCAUUUGCAAACUGGGGGAGGAAGGGAGUGGACAGGACUAAGCAGGACAAAGCUUUAACCCUUUGUGCUUUUGGGCAUCUUCUCCUUGUGAGCAGAAGAUGACGAUGUGUGGAAGGAGAGCUGGUCCACAGCAGCCUUUUAGAAGCAGGUAGUUAUAUUCAGCAAUUAAAGCCCAAAUGACAGCUUAAGGAGCUCCUUUGGAAGUUUAGUAAGUCUGCCACUGUAUAGAAGAAAUAAAUCUGGCUGCAUUACAAUCAUUUCAAACUACUUGAGCAAUAAAUGCAGAACUCUGCUCUUAUUCAUCCAUUACGUGGGUAAUGUUGCUUUGCUCCCUGCUUGGUUUCCAGGACUGGGAUGCCACAUGCCAGCCCAAAAUUCAGAGCCAAAUCAAAACUGCGGAGAUCACAGGUCGGUGAUAGGAGAUGGGGUGAUCCCAAAUCUCGUUUUGCUCUGUGGCUGGUGAUAUGUCAGGCUCCUGAAAGAGGUGUUGCAUCCCAGCUGAUCAUCAUGAGGAAGUGAUGGGGGAACUGGGUCAAGAACAAGAGGCAAGACGCUGAUUUUGGUCUUUGGGUGUUUGUGCAAACACCUUCGUCAAGGCCAAGUUUUACUAGACCGGACUGACGCUGUCAUGUUGUGGCAUCAAGCGGUUUCUUGGUUGUGAGUGGGCUUUUAUUGUCCCACUGCCCACUGGAGGUGGGGAGCAGGUCCAAGGUCCAUUGUGGUCACUGGAGGUUCACCCAGAGAACCUGGGAGCAGAACUUGUGCGGCAUUCGAUCUCCUAAACCUGGGUUUCCAACCCCUGCUGGCCCCAAUACCUUCAACCUGCCCACGAUGCGACAUCUCCAUCCCAAAGAGAGCCAGGAGCGAGCCUGGGCCAGGAGGAGCUGCCUCCUUCCCCCUGCACAUAUCUCCAUUCCUUACGCAUUGCAAAGGCUGAAAAAUGAACUUUGUGUCCAUUUUAUCAUAAAAGAUCCCGGGCUUUUUAAGCCCAGCUUUAUAAACAGUGAUGAAAGGUCCUGCAACGGGCAGAGGUCUGCUUUUGGAAUUGAACAAAUUGUCGUUUUAUGGUUCCCGUGUGUGGGGGGUGCUGUAAAUCUCCAAGCAUUUAAUGCAUCUGUUCUUUUCCAGCCAUGCUACCAGCGAGGAGGAGAGGGAGAAAUAUCUGACAUUUCCUGACAUCGGCUGCUCUCACAGCCCCCGGGAGUUCCUCAGGAAAGUUUUUAAAGUAAUAUUUAUGGAUGAUCAUGGUGAAUCAGGCCCUAAAAGGCUGAGCAGAGACCCUGCAGCGAUGGUAGGGCUGUCAGACACCACCAUGGGCAGGACAUCCAGCUGUAUGCUGUCCUCGGCGUGUCACCAAGACCAGGACAGUGCCGUCCUCGGCGUGUCACCGACAUCAGGACUGCGCCGUCCUCAGGAUGUCACCAACACCGGGACUGCGCCGCUCAGCAAGAAGAAAGAGCUGCAUUUAAGAACGGGGACAGCAGGGUUUGUUCCUGCCCCGGUACUUUGGGGGAACAUCCUUGCUCGAGACGGGUGAAACGGCGGUGAGGAAAGGGUCAAAACAUCCCCCCGACUGCAAGCAGAGGAAGAAUGUUGGCAGAGUAAACCUUGCCACAGGAAUAAAAGGUUGUCCUGACUGUUCAUAUUACUCCACAUGGGGUGAGUAAAACUGUCGGUCAGACUGAAGCGUCUGAUAUACAAAGGGGAAUAAAAACUCAUUAAAGGUCUAAAAGGAAACCCUAUUAAAAUACCAAAUAUAAAGUGGAGGAGAUCUGAUCACUCUAGUGCUAGAGAAGUGUCAGGGUUUGAAUGAACCUGGCUUUUUUUUUUUUUAUUUUCCUGAAAGCAGAGGAAAUGUGUUUUGUGGAAAGCCAGGUGGGAUGAGGGGCAGGUAGAGUGUCAAAGAGCACUGAUAAUAUUUCAGGGUCUCACUAGGAGCCUGAAAGACGAAGGGGAUUUAUUCGGCUUUCGGUGGGGAGGAGAGUGCUAGCAGAUUUUUGAAGGCAUUCCAACGAGGUUCAUAUUCAUCUGUUUCUUCAAUCGAGAGCUCUUGGCUGCCGCUGUGCCGAGGUGGGGACAUCUCCUCUCCCUGGCUGGCUCGGAGCCGAAGGCGAAUUAGCGCCGGUUGGGUCCUUGUGAUUCUCGUGCCCUGGCCUGGCUGUUGUCCCCCUGAAAAGCCACCAAACCAGAGCAUUUUUACAGGGCCUGAAAUAACCUGAGAACGGGCUUUCUCACGGCAUCCCGUUUCUGCUUUAUUUGUAGGGGAAGGAAAGAAAGUACAAGGGAAAGAGCUAAAGGAACAGUUUUCUUUCAAGCAUUAAAAAACCACAUUGUCCUGUGAGCGGUGGAAGUCACAAAGCCUGGUUUCCAAUGGGUUCGUGCCUCAUGGGUGACGGACUUUUAAAUUGAAUUGCACUGUGGCUGUGGCAGGUUUUCACCCCUUCUUACACACCAGAGAAGCCACGUGGGGAGAAAACCCGCCAUGAAUAACUCACCCAGAGCAAUUCCUGCCUGAUCAGCCACCCCAGAGUUCCCUUCUGAGGCAUCUCUGGUGUCUCAUAGGCCAGAAUGUUCCCAAGGCUUUGCCAUGACUGGGGAAUUUUUGUCCCAUCUCAUGCUGGAUUUGUAGUUUUCUGAUGGUGGUUGAACUCAAAGAAGGGUUUCUCUCUCACACACACACUUAUCUCUUCUCACAACACUUUAAGAACUUGUUACCUUUGGGAUUUUUACCUGCUGUCCAUUUGGCUGAAAUUGGCACCAGAAUUCAGUAAUUACCAGGAGCUGGGGCUGUUGGGGAACAGGAGGAACUUCAAAUAUUAAACAGGGCGGGACCCUCCUUAAUAUCACCUUCGAAAGUUUGCCCGUUAACAGAGGCAAUUAAUCAGCAGAGAUGCUGAAUGUAGCUAAAAAAGAUGGCAAGUCUUUUCCGAGAAGCUCAGUUAUAAGAACCUCUUUUAGAAUUCUAGCACUGAACAUCAUUUUCUGGGCCAAACAAGCACAAAAGCCAUGACAUGAGUGAGCUCCGAGUGCCUGGAAAGAUCUGUGACACAUUCCUCGGGCUCAGCAGAGCGAUGGAUUAGCACUUGUCCAUGUGGAAUUGCAGGUUUCAAUCCUCUCAGCUUUUUCCAGUCAACUGAUCUAUCCCAAGCCUUUCAGCGGGUACAAAUGGGCCUUUGACUUUCAGCAGAAUGAAGCAGAAAUAAAUAUAAAUGGGACAUGAAAAAAAUUUUUGAACGGGCGUUUUAAUGGUCUGUUCCCUCUACAGCUCUGCUGUUGCGGUCAAAGAGAAAUUCCACUUGUACUUCAGGAGCGGGUGGGUAGAAACCCACCUUCCAGCCCUCGCUCUUCACUCCAGGGAGCAGAACCCACAGCUCUGGCUCAGGACAGGGCAUUAUGUUAGACUUACAGCCUCUGGGAGCAGGAAAACUAUCUCUUCACUCCAAAACACAACAGACCUACAAGACACAGCCCAUGAAGCAGGAGCCGAUGAUGUCAAUCCCAGACCUUGAGCUUCGUGAGGUCUGGGCACAAAACCCGACGUGGCAGAGCCGCCCGAGCUCCGGCGACGUGAAAUUCAACCAACGCAUUUUACACCCACACCACUAAAAAUAAGACGCCGACGCCAACUCUUCAUCUGGCAAGAGAGGAAGCACCAGCGCUGCUGUGUUUUGGAUGAGGCGCAGCACUGAAGUCCUGACCAUAUUUAGCCAUAAGAUCAUCUCACAGGAUUUCUGCGUGAGAGCCGAGUUUUAGAGAAAUUAUUCUGGCCACGUGCCAGUUGUGCCGUUAUUAUUCCUCCCUGCUAUCUCAAUACUUCAUUUCAUCACCCGAAUUGCCGCGUUGAGUUACUCAAGGCUGUUAAAAUGCUGUCAUGCUACAGAGGCAACGAUAUGAAGGAAAUGACGUCUCCACUCCAUGCAGCUGAAAUCAGGCCACCUAUUUAGGUGUCGUGUUUAGAUUUUUCACUGUAAGCACAGAAACUUGAAACAUUUUGCCCAAAUGUGUUGAAAGCUACGAAGACAUUAAAGAUUAUUCAUGGAAUAAAUAUUCAUUUGCAGGAAGACCUUUUUUUUUUUUGUAAUGCAUGAAUAUUUCAGGCAGCGUGUUGCAAUGUGUGCAGCCGCUCACAGAAAGAGGUGAUCGUAUUCCGAGUGCUGUUUCAAUAGUUUCUAGUAUUAACAAUACCAGCAAUGUACCUCAUUUUUAUGAUUUAAUGGCCGUUUCUCCUUAAGUUAAAACACUUCCUAGAUUUUCUUUAACUAUUAACUAAUUACUAGUAGCUAAAAAUUCCAUGAAGAUUGGUCUUCAAAUGCUUCCCCAUCAAGCGCUCUCAUAUCUUCACUUUGCUGAUCAUUUUUAACUGCAAAUAGCGUUACACUUGUUGUCCUGAUCGCUGGAAAAAUGUCCUUAUUUUAUUUGUAACUCCCGUCUGCUUUUUCCCAUAGAAACAGCGAUGACUUUGCCAACGGCACACUAAUGUAUUGCAGCUUUACAUCUUCAGCUUUCCGUGUUUCAGAAUUUCCAUUUUUUGAGGCACUUUCUGUCUUGUCGAGUCCUGCCUGAGCCGCUGUGGAGCUCUGGUACCAUCUAGCGUUACCAGGGAAAUGCUGAAUAUCAGCCAAUGUGGCGUUUUCCUCGCUGAGCUGCUGGGCGUGCGGUAGGACAGUUCUGUGUGACGGAACUCACGAUUCGGGAUGAGCACGAGCGGUAAAACCGAUGUAUCCGCCGGCAGCUGCUGUCCCGUUGGUGUCCACAGUGGCUCAGGACGAGUGUCCUGGUCUGACGGGAGGGGAGUCAACCCUCUUGGCUGCAAGGAGGCCACAGAGAAUCAUAAAAUAGUAUCAUCAUUUUAAGGAGCAUUUAACGAAGAACUGUUGUUUUUACAUAACUGAGGACCUGGCGCCUGACCCCAGCAAGGGGGAAGGACCGAGAGACAUCGGACUAUGAAUCCUUAAUGUAAAACACAGUUUCUUCCUGGAAUAUAUACUGAUACCUGUAUGCAUACUGAUACCUGCAUUUACAAGUUAAUUUAGGGGGAAGGGUAGCCAAAGUACCAGGAAUCCAUAUCUUAAAUAGAUUGAUAAGGGGAAGGAUAUUCUAUGUAAACUGAGGCAGGGUCAGGUAGUCUGUAAACCCUGAAGUACCAACCAAUGGGGAACAGGGGAGGGAAAUUGCGGCUGGUAUUUUGGGGGGAUAUAAGCAGGGGCUUUUCGCCCUAUUAUGUGUGCCUACCUUUAGGUAGAACACCCAGUGUUGCAAUAUCAUUAUUAAAAAAAAAAAUUGCUGACAGAUCCUGCCUGAGCCUAUUAUAUUUGCAAAGUAAUUGUUUCCUACAGUCACUGUGGGGAGCGUGAGCAGGUUGUGCCCUGUGGGGCCUGGGCCACCAAGACACCCCCAAAAGGCCAAAGGAGAUGCAAUGGGGCUUCCCACCUCUCUCUUCCCCACUUGCACGACCUCAGGCGCCAAGAGGACCCUACACUAAUACCAAUUUCUGUUCCAUUCCGCAGCCUGUGGAGGAUGAAACGUUUAUUUAAGCACUGGAGGAGCCGGGCCCGCACCAGGCCCUGCGCCCCACAGGCGUGAAGCGUACGACUCCCUCUGCCCUCACCAAAUGUGGCGGCCCCACCGCAGCUCUCCCACCAAGCUGCCAGGGCGGAAGUAGUGCGGGUGGCGUCAGUGCGCGGGCCCUUUCCGGGGUCACCGCCUAGGAAGUACUUAGUUUGCUCAAAAAGUGGCGGCAGCGAGGGGUUCGACGGCGGCGGGACGGGAGCGGGGCCGGGCGAGUUCUCUCAAGUCUGGAUGGAACCUUCAAGGUUUUUUGAGCUGCUGGCUGCGGUGAAGAUCAAACAUUUCUGUCCCUAGUGUAACUCGCUCAACGCAAAUGAGGAGUUUGGGUCUUGGAGGAGCCUUUUGCUUCCCUUCCUGAGGAAAGGAACCUUAGAAGCGUGAACUUUGUGUCCCGUUUGCUGCCAAACCGUUCCUUUCUUUCGGAGUUCAGUAACCAUGGGGCCAUCGAAAGGAGAAGAGGAAGAGCAGAGCGUGAUCCUGAUCAGCGAUGAUGAAGCCGAGAACACACUGGGGAGUUCGGUUCUGGUAGUUGACCCAUUGGAGAAGUCUGCCCUGGAAGAGGAGAAAUCUGAAGAAGUUGUGGAUGAGGAAUGUGAACUGAUGGUGACUUUCUGUAAACAAGCAAAUGUGAUGCCUCAUGCAAGAUAUGACUGUACAAUACACCUGUUCGAGCGAACAGAAUGUGACACCUGCUCACCCCUCGGAAAAAAUGCUGAUAUUUGUGAUCAGUGCUACUGCUACAUUUGUGACAAACUCGCUGCUGAGUGCCAGAACUGGACAACCUCUUCCCUCUGUCACUGCAACGCACACAACAAAAGCAAAUUCUGGAAGGACCAGCGUGACUUUGCCUUGGCUGGUGUUCUCGUGAUGUUCAAUUUGGAGCUCACGGAUAUCGACGCGGACCUUCGGCACGGUGGAAGUCUUCUAAUAAAAUUUAUCCAGGAACUUUCUGUGGAAUAUAAUAAGUAUCUGGUUGGAGAAAAAAUUCCUCCCACACAACACGAAUGCAUUUGUCUCCCCAAACUGCCUGCUGGGCAGUGCAAUAUCUGCAGAUCGCGCAACACAGAGGUUGUAUACAAGUAUUCUGGAGUUUUUGCGCUGGUAACAAGAUUUUUAAAUCAGGCAGAACAAGAGAGUCCCAAGGCUGCUGCUGUCAUGUAUUUGGGAGCAGCUAAAGAGAUUGCACUCCAUAAAGACCCUGCUCUCUGGCAGAACCUUGGUCACACGGCUUCGUUAAAGGUUGCUGUCCCUUGUCUGCUUCAAAGGAUCACAACACAACUUCAGAGGAUGCUGGUGUUGUGUGACUUUCCAAAAAAUUUGUAUGAAAAGUUUGUUAAUUUCUUUCAGUCCAUCUCGCUUCCAUGUCACUGUUUUGGCUUCUCAAAUAGCUUGAAUGUUGUGCCAUGGGAUGAUAUGUUACUGACAACAGUUUUAAAAGGCCAGAACAUCACUGGUCAGAGAACACAGAAAGGAAGAAAAAUGCGUCUGUGGGAAGCAUUCCCCGUUAUAGAGGCUCGAGUGAAGAAAUUGGUAGACAAAGAGAACUAUAAAGAAGUUGUUCGCUACCUGAGAGCUGUCAAGUGCAAUGAUACCAAAGGGCUAGUAGACCUUCAAGAUAAAAUCCCAUUCUACUUGUGUAAAAGCGGAGACCUCCUCGCAGCCGCACACUCGCUGUUGUUCCCGGUGGGCAGCCUGGCCUGCUGUCCCGCCUGCCGGGUGGCGCCGUUCCAGUUUGAGCUCUACCUGAAGAUGUUCCGAACAGGCAGUGUCCCCGCUGGAAAGGAUAUGCUGGAUGCUGGGCCCUGGAUUACAGUUGGAUCUCCUUUGAAAGACGGUGUUCUAAUUAAGCAGGCACUCAAGCUCCUUUACAGCAACGUGUCACUGUACAGGAAUCCCAAAUGCUGGAGUUCCCUCAUCAUGAUCUUGGGCAGUAGCAGUUUGCUGGAAAAAAGUGGGCACCUACAUCCUCUAUCCCUGAAAGAACCGCCACUGGACUUCCAAAGGGGGGUGCUUGCUGCCAGCAGCGGCCUUUUGGAGGAGCUGAAGGCAAAAAUUAAUGUUUCUUUACCACCUACUAUUUUCUCUCCUCAUUUGCACCAUGAGGCUUGUCUUAUUCUUGCAGUACAAGCAAUACAACAGAUGCUUUUUUGUGACCUUCCAUACUUGAAUUCCUUCUUAGAGAUAGCCCUGGCUUUUGGGAAUAACUUUUGGGCUCUGAGGCUGUUAUUGGACCAUCUUUCCUAUGAAGAACAUGUUCUCCAUGGCACUGUCAGCCUGAUUUUGAGAGAUCUAAAUCGUCAGAAAGCAACAAUGCUAAAACUGUGGCAAAACCUUGGUCCCCAGUACGUGGGUGAAUUCCUUUGCCUGUUCCUGACGUGCAGGCACCAGAAGAUGCAAUCCAUUGGCCUCUUCACUCUGAGUAUUAUUACAGAGAACCUGCAUAUGUGUCCAUGGGCAAAGCAUCUUUGCAGCUUCUUUCACAAUGCGGGAUUAAGGCACCUGCCCCUUGGCACCACAGCUCAUCAUGAAAUCUUGAAGUUCAUGAGCAUUUUUGAAAAACUGUAAUUUGGCGAAAUCUUCAGGAAUAUUUUCCAGUUUGUCUUAACCUGAGAAAUCUCUUCCUGAAGUCUCUUGUGUUUUACUUCAGUUGACACCUCCAAAAUCAUUGAGCUAAAAACUGACUUCAGACAAACCCACAACUGAGAUCCUGGGUGAAGAUGGUGAACAGUGGCUGCAUUUCAGCAGAUGUGUUUGGGAAAUGUCCUGUCCUGCAGGUCCAUGUAUUAAGUAGCUGUUUAAAGAGGGAGUGGGUUUAAGUUUUGGGUUGGGUUUGUUUUGUUUUAAAAUGGUCUACAGAGAGAUGCUGACCAGGGAGGAAGGAGGAGAGAGACACACAGAUGAAGUAGAAAAGCACCACAAGUCUUUACUUCUGUGUUGCACAGAUGCGCUGUGGGCGAGAUAUUUGCAGCAGAAUAACUGCUGAGAGAGGAAAUAAAUUUUAAAAAGAAACCUGCGUCUCCACAGGUGUACAACAGUGUGCAAUAAAACGCGGUUUGCACACUUUUAUAUAACGUACAGGGUGUUUCAAAGAGAUGGACCCAAUUUUGUUGAAGUGCAGGCCUCAGAUUGGGUCCAUCUUUUUGAAACACCCUGUGUAGUUAUGAAGAACAAGCUACUCUUGAGAUGGAAGGACAUGAAAUGAGGCUUUCUUGCUCACUUCAAGAAACAAGAUUCAGGAAGACUUAAUGCAGUAAAUAGCUUCUUUUCUUUGUAAAUAAAAAUGAAGGUCUAGUUUUCGAGGUUUUCAAUACUGGGGCUUUUGUUUUCUGUGGUAGGUGACUUAGACUGAUGCUGAUGGUUCUCUGGGUUUCUCAAAUCCUUAUUAUAAUGGUAAUUUUAGGAGUUAACUUUUAUACUGUGGAGGGAGAAAGACAGCAAUAUUUCUGGGCUGGUUUCUGCCCUUUGCUCUGCUACGAUACCGUCUGCGUUGGUUUGGCAGUAAGGGGAAAAAAGUCCUAAUAUGUGAUGAGCUGUAUUUUGCACAUUUAAGGCUUUCAGUGGCUUUUGCUCUAAAUAAGCAAUGCUAUUCAAGUAUUCUGCUAAUGUGUACAUGCAUCUAAAUCAACAUAAUGUUCAGUAAAACUCCAGAAAUUCUGUC